UUUUGUACUUUAGACAGAUGGUUGAUUAUUUAUUAUCUGUGUACUCAGUGAUUCUGUGAUCAGUGAAUCAGUCUAUUAUUUGAUAGUCUAUGUUUAUCUCCGUCACCGACUGUUGGAAUGUUUUUGUGAAGAAUUGGUAUUUUCAACAGUAAAGAAAUAAAAAAAAAUAUUAAAACAGAUUUGAUGUAAUCGUCAUGAAAUAUGAUUUAUUUAGUGAAUAAAGUUGUGUUGUGCAUCUUAGUGGUAGCUGCAACGGUGUCCUGCAGAAUACACAAACUGCAUCUUUCGGACGAUGAGCGUCGCUACGUGGAUCUCACGACCUUCGGGUUCUUCAAGGGCGGUAUACUCGACGUGAAGAUGGUGGAUUUCAUGAUGCCGUCGGGUCCUGUUUAUGGGGAGUAUGGGUUCACGCUAGACCGGACGAUAAACGCAGCAAUAAGUCCUUACUUGGCGCAGUCUAACUCCGCUACCUGUUAUCUCAAGGAGAGUGACACCAGCAUACUGUCGCCGCAGCAUCCUGCGAUCGUCUUCCUGAAGAUGGACUUCAAGAAUCUAAGGUUAAACGUGACAUGCAAAGCAAAAGUAUUACAUCUAUAUGAGAACAGAUCUUCGAUACCAGACACUAUACCAACCGAGGAAAAGUGUUCCUACACAAUGUUGCCGAUUACAAAGGAGACGAGGAACGGUUUCGACUACUAUAAUACUAGCUUUGCGUUGUACGUGGCUACUGAGAAAGAAGAAGGUCUUUACAAUCUGUACUUCAACAAUUGCCCGAACUCCGACGCUGGUACGGCGACCGCAGUCAACAUGAUUGUGGAAAUCUACGAGAGUAAUGCUGGUAACUUCUUGUCGGCGGGAGAGAUGCCACUCCCUGCGUUAUACAGCAUGAUGUCACUUAUCUUCCUAACAUGUGCCGCCCUCUGGACUUUCAUCCUGCGAACUAGUCGACAGCCUGUCUACAGGAUACACAUUAUUAUGUGUGUCCUUGUCUAUUUGAAGGCUCUCUCUCUUGCUUUCCACGGCAUUAACUACCAUUUCAUUCAGACGAAAGGGGAACAUGUUACUGCUUGGGCGAUCCUCUUCUAUAUCACGCAUUUAUUGAAAGGAGCGGUGUUGUUCGUGACUAUUGUACUAGUGGGCACCGGGUGGAACUUCAUCAAACACAUACUUUCUGACCGAGACAAGAAGCUCUUCAUGAUUGUGAUACCUCUGCAGGUUCUAGCGAACGUAGCAGAGAUAAUCCUGGCGGAGAGCGAGGAGGGUGCCGCGGAACAUAACGCGUGGCGCGACAUCUUCGUACUGGUGGAAUUGCUGUGCUGCUGGGCCAUCAUGUUCCCUGUCGUAUGGUCAAUACGUCACCUACAGGACGCGUCGAGUACAGACGGCAAGGCGGCCAUCAACCUGCGCAAGCUGAAACUGUUCCGACAUUUCUACGUCAUGGUCGUCUGUUACAUAUACUUUACGAGGAUCGUCAUAUCCAUACUGAAUAUCACAGUGCCAUUCCAAUACGCGUGGAUAGACGAAAUGUUCCGGGAGAUGGCGACACUAGCGUUCUUCGUGAUGACUGGCUACAAGUUCAGGCCGGCCGCUGCCAAUCCUUACUUCACGCCAACACAUGUCGAUGAUGUGGAGCCACAAGUUCUCUCAGAUAUCGGCGUACUCGAAGGAGUGACGCGAAUAGCGAACCGAGGGGAUAGGAAACGGGAAGAUCUACAACCGUUAAUGCUGGAAACUAAUUAUAAUUCUGAUUAGAUGUAAGUCUACUUUUAUAUAACUAACUCUAAGUGACGGCUUGCCUGAAGUUCGAGUAAACGUUUAUAAAAAGACCUCGAAAUCAUUUGUUACUUAUAUCAUGGUUCUAUAGGAUACUCCGUUUUACUUAUCCCUAUGGCACCAGUACUGUAAUAUCGAAUAUACCAAUACACUUAAUCUUCUAUUUUUAUCUUAUUUAGUAGCUAACUUACCUCUGUCCUUAUGUGAACUUAAUAUUUUUAAAGCGUUGAAAAACGAGAAGUCAGAUAAUUUCAUCUCAUAUUGAGUGGUUUAAUUAGAAUUGUUUAUACUUAAAUACAUAUUAUAUUGUCGAGUGUUAGGUAUACCGUGUCUACUUGAACGAAUAUCACUGAUACGACGUUUUUAAAAUGUCAACUUGUUAUAUACAAGGAUGAUUUGUCCUUUGCAUUGUACUUGUAAUUAUGUCCGAUGCUGACCAUCUGUUGAAUACCUCACUUCGUAUUAAUUACCUUUAAAUAUCAUGACAACUUAAUUCAAGUAGAAUUGCGUUACUGUGUGUUCGGAAAUAUAAGCCGAAAUGCCUUUUUUUAAGUCAUUUCAAAAGAAACUGCAACAUAUUUUUGUUUAUUUAUUAGUUACAUACAUUCUGUUGGCGUCUCAAAUAUAGAGCCAUGAAUAUCUCACAGAUUUUCAGAGCUGAAACUAAAUAGGACUAAAUUAUGUUAAGAAUAAAGUACUAAACAAACGAAGAAAAUCUAAAAGAUUAAUACAACAACACAUUGUGUAAAUACGACUGGAUUUCAUAGUAUACUACAGAUAUAUAACAUAUUAUACUAAAUAGUAUUUGCUAGAGUUAAUGAUACUUAAAUUCCUGAGUGUUAAACUCAAAGUUAUACUUAAAUGUAAUAAAAAUUAAAUAUAAACCAUGUCCACUAAGCAUACUUAUAUCAAUACAUACUUUAAUACACAAUGGUGAUACUUACAUGUUCCUUGUUGAUAGUACACUACUAAUUAUUUUCACAUUCAAUCCUCGAUUUCAUUUCGGAAGGUAUUUUAGGUAUUAGAAAUUUACUAGAGUUGUAGUGAUGUUAAAUAAUUUUAAAAUAAAGCAUUUUUAAUGGAGCAAACUCGCUGCAACCUCCCAUACCGCUGCAACUCCUGAAUGUCAGGAUCUGCAGUAGAUACAACCAUGAAAGCAUCAGAAUACUUGAACACACAAUCAAUUACUGUCUUGAAUCCCGCAACGAAAUAAAUUAGAAGAUAUUAUUGGAAGAGAAGAAAAAGAAAACGAUAGUUUCCACUUCCCUCGGUGAAUUUAAAGCCUAAAGGCCUAAAGGCUUAAGCCGUUCUGUCUCCUGCUCUCCUCCUACGGUACAAAAAGAGACUGCACAACUGGGAGAAGCCCAGUCGCCAAGCACUAUAGAAAUUUGACUUAAAACUACAAAAAAUGCUUGUAUAAUGCUGUACGUGAACUUAGUCGUGUGGACAUUUGAAGCAGUAUUUUAAUACGUUUUUAACACAAGUCUGAAUACCCUUCCUAAACUAAAUCGAGUGUAAUACAUUGUGAGUAUAAAUUGAACUCUGGCUUAGGUAAAGCUUACAUUAGGAGGACUGUCAUCUCAAACAGCAAAAAAAUAAUGCUGUUUACAGUUUUCGUGUGCUUUAAAGUUUUGUGAUCUUUUGACUAUCUGACGCUGUCAAGAUAUUAUACCACCAAAUCACCAAAAUACCAUUUGAAUAAGGGGAUCUUUAACUUCCUCAGCGCCAUCUAUUGAGCACAAUAAUAAUAGAGUUCAUGUUAUACUCGAUAAUGUUGUCUGUACCAUUAGUACGAGUUUGCUUGAUGUUUAAAGUAAUCGAAACGACAGCGCCAUAGGCGCUCUGAUUGGUCGGCUCGAGUAAACCAACCAAUCACAGCGCUGAAUGCGGUCUCGUUUCGGUCAAACUCAUAAUAAGGGUACUGAUCUACCGUCAGUUGUACCUUCGAUAAGGAAAACCUAAUGCUAGUCCUUUUCUGAUGGCAUUUCUGUACAUUAACACGUGCAGUCAACUGCAGAAAAAUAAGACUUUCAAUGUAACUAAUUUAAUUUUAAGAUAAACGAACUCUUUUUUUGUAUGUAUUUUAACAUAAGGCGGUAACUUUUUUAUUGAGUACAUUGUUAAGCUGUAUAAAAGCAUGUGUUAAAAAUUAAUUACCUAAAUAUGAUGGAUUCGAAUCACUAUGCAUUUCUUUGAUUGGAACACCAAAUGUUAUCAAGUACAGAAUUUUUAAUUUUUUUCAUUUAGGACUUAACAACUGCCGAGAAACGGGUAUAAGUGCUUAUUUUCUUGUCCUCUUUGGGAAAUAAAAUCGUGAUGAUAUUAUGUAUAUUGUAUAUAGAGCAUAGAGGAGGACAAGUUCACUAUUACACAUUGAUUUAUUUUACGCGCAAAUUAAAAAAGAAUGUCCUACUUUUGCGCAGUAGGUACUUAAGUGUUUUCGAAGAAUGAGAUGUUAUUCUGUUAUCUACCGAUAUGAAAUUACAACUAUCUCUUAAUCUCUUUUUACUUCGUCUUUAUAGAUUAGAUGAAUUUAUUUCGAUACUGACCGAGCGAUGCUAACAGCGAAAUAUUCUGGUUUGUUUUUCUUUUAAAUUAAAACCAUAGAUAUAGGCUGUCAUCUUGACAGCUAAUGUCAUCCCAUUGAAUUGACCUAUGUUUUUCCCAAUAUAAAAUUUCUAUAUUAAAUCUUUGAUAAUAAAUCAUUGCAAAGAAUAUUUAAUUAAUUUCUUGGCUUACAGACUCGUAAAAUCGUAUUUCAAGUAAAAAUAUUUCCGAUAUAAGUUUUUGAACUGACAUGGUCACUAAAAUUCAUAUUAGAACUUAAGACGGGAUAUUUACCAUGUUUAUUUGUGUCUAUGUUAUAAUUAAAGUAUAUUCAUAGUUACAAAUAAACAUGGUAAAUAUCCCGUCUUAAGUUCUUAUUAGUAACAUAUUUCCUAUUCCCAAUUUCAUCAUUUCAAAGUACAUUUAGUAGAACUACGUUAUGAUAAAUAUACUUUUUUAAAGUAUUCAAGUAGAAUAUAAAAAGUAGAUAGACAAUGUAAUAAUAAUAUCGGUCCCAAGUCCCAAACAUUUUCAUUUCAGCAUCGAAAUAUAUUUAAAGGGACAUUCUGAAAAUAUGGUCAAUUUAAAGAAAAGGUUUUGUAAUAGUCUUAAUUUUUUAUUGCAGAAAGUUCUCAAAGUUGUUUUGAUGCUGAGUGAAACAAGAAUGUUUAAUGUAAAAAAAAAAACAGUCAUUAUACGUUAAGGCUACAGGAAUGUCCCAUUGUUAUUAUCGGCUAGAUGAAAUGGCAUAUCACAUACCGUAAAACGGGGUGAAUAGAUACAGAAGAGGACUGAAUAAAUGUUGGGAAAAUGUUCUAACAUCAAUUCACCCCAGUGUCUAUUCACCCUUUGAAUUCUAUUCACUCCGUUUUACCAUUAUGUCAUUUUCCAAUUUUAUAUAAAACAUAGUGAUAUCUAUUAAAUUAUUUAUAAUAUUGAUACAUUUAUAAGGGAUAAAUCUAUUCUUCGUUAACCAAUACAUGUUUUAAUUAAAGAACCCUCGAUUAAAUGUGAUGUGAUUAUAUGACCAUGCA
Messenger RNA from Spodoptera frugiperda (fall armyworm), 5354 nucleotides. RefSeq names its product protein GPR107. Bases 202 to 1752 code for a protein of 516 amino acids. The transcript has 12 exons. Gene Ontology annotation, cellular component: Golgi apparatus; membrane. Gene Ontology annotation, biological process: transport. The record is from RefSeq and is a predicted model, not a curated record. NCBI's taxonomy places the organism in Eukaryota, Metazoa, Arthropoda, Insecta, Lepidoptera, Noctuidae.